AUGGGAAUGGACAUCAUAGGACCCAUCGAGCCUCCAGCCUCCAAUGGACAUCGCUUCAUCUUAGUCGCCAUCGACUAUUUCACCAAAUGGGUAGAGGCGACUUCCCACAAAUCAGUGACCAAGAAAGUCGUGGCUGACUUCGUCAAGAACAAUUUGAUAUGUCGCUUCGGUGUACUUGAAUCCAUCAUCACAGAAAAUGGUGCGAAUCUGAACAGCCAUUUGAUGAAGGGCAUCUGUGAACAAUUAGAGAUCACUCACAAAAAAUCUACCGCCUAUCGGCCACAGAUGAAUGGAGCCGUAGAUGCUGCCAACAAGAACAUCAAAAGGAUCUUGAGGAAAAUGAUUGAUAAUUACAAGAAUUGGCAUGAGCAGUUGCUUUACGCUUUGUUGAGGUACAGAACAACAACUCGGACAUCCACCGAUCAAACCCCAUAUCUCCUUGUCUACGGUAAUGAAGCGGUCAUACCCGCAGAAGUGGAGAUCCCUUCACUCAGGAUCAUCCAAAAGGCAGAGCUAAAUGAUGCAGAAUGGUUCAGAAAUCGCUACGAGCAACUAACCAUGAUAGAUGAAAAGAGAAUGGUGGCGGUUUUUAACAGGACAGCAGGCACGUCAUCAACCGGCUUACUCACAGCAAAGGCAAAAAGCAAACUCAGCCAGGCGGCAAAGUACCAGGAGGUCAUAGCAGAGAAUGGACGAUAA
Molecule: messenger RNA, 699 nt
Organism: Lycium ferocissimum
Lineage: Eukaryota; Viridiplantae; Streptophyta; Magnoliopsida; Solanales; Solanaceae
Exons: 2
Coding region: 1-699 (232 amino acids)
Biological process (GO): DNA integration
Molecular function (GO): nucleic acid binding
Source: RefSeq, a predicted model, not a curated record